AUGGACAUUGAGGCAGAGAUUACGAAGCAGGAGUUCUCAGAGCCGCUACAUGCAGCAGUGGAUGUAGUUGAUAGGAUAGUCCAAGCAGGAGCAGAAAUGCUGUAUGAUAAGUAUCUACAAUCUAUCCUACCAAGUCAUGAGCUUGGCAUAAUCAAUGGAUCACUCAGACAUCUUCUUAGAAGCAACUUCUUUGCGAGAGAUAAUGGGGAAGAAUGGUAUGACAAUGAGGACCAAGAGGCUCAACCUCCAACCGUCUGAAAAUGGGCGAAUGGUGAGAUCCCAGUAGAGACGAAAGUUGUAUUCAAAGUUGAAGAAGAGCCUGAAACUGAGAGUUUAAAAUAAAACUGCUACCAGGAGUAUAACAAGUUAUUUGAGGAAGAAAUUCAAGUCUAGUUCUUCAGUAAAGAAGAGCUUCAAGGAAUUUAAGCCCAAAGCAAAAGCAAUUAAGAAAAGUGAUCAAAUGAACCCAAAGCUUCAGGAAGCAAGGGAUAAAGAAAAGGAGAUUCAAGUAAUUAACCCUUCCUUUCCUCAUCUUGACAUGGACGGGGAAAUCGAGAGGCUCAGAAAGAAAGUAGAGAAGGAUUCAAAGAGGAAAUAAGUUAGAGCUAGAGCUCAUAAGGAGAAAGAAAAAGCAAAAUAUGGCUGAAAGGGGUAGAGAGAAUGUUAAUUUAUCAAGAAAAAUAUUUACAACUGAUGAUAAAGGUCAGCCUAUUUUUAUUAAAGGGGUUAAUAAGACGAAUUUACCAUGUAAUGAAGCGAAUACCUCAACAAAGGUUAACCUGGAAGGAGCUUCUAUAGAAGUUGGCAAGAUUGAUCAUUUGAAACAUUUGUAUUCUGUUCCAGCUGGGCAUCAUCUGCCACCACCAAAAUUUGAGAACCCUAAUCAAUUAGAGGAAGAAGGGGAUGCAAACGUGCAAGAAAUUACUGCAUUGCAGCCGCCUCCCUCUCAGGUGCUCACUCUACAAUCAGGAGUUGUUCUCAACGAGAAUGGAAAUAUUAUGAAUGGACCUCAGGUUGAUAAAAAAGGUAGGAUGACUAAAGAAAUGUACUUCACAAAUCUUAGUAAUCAAUCAAUACAAAGGAAGAGAUUUCAUGAAGAAAGGCUUAAAGAAAAGGCUAAAUUAGACCCGAAUUUUAGGACUAGCCAGAAUUCAAGCGCUGGAAAGAUAAAUCUCAAGUAUAAAACAGCUGGAAAAUUUUCCAAAAAGAGAGGUUAUAAGAAGAUGUUGAAGAGGAGAAUCAAUAACUUAUCGAGUGCUUCUAAUCUUGGGUCUGCUCAUAAGGACCAAGUGUUGAUAAACCGACCUGAUAUGGGAUGGAAAGAUGAAAUAAUUAUUCAGGAUAGCAGUAACCCUAGAGACUUCAACUCCAAGUUCUCUGCUAAUAUGAACGAGUCCUUUAUGACAAUAUAUGGAGAUAAAUAUACUGCUCAGAUCAGUAACCGUUCUAUCUCACAGAAGUCGUUCAAGGGAGAUUUUGGAGAGCGGCCAGGAACUGUUGGUAUUGGGUACCAGCCUCCUCAUAGUAGAUCUAAUGCAGAAGCAAAGUUACUGAGAAUGCAGAGAUUGAGAAAUCGUAACUAUAGUGUCCAGAUGUCAUGCACCAAUACAUCUUAUGACAAAGUUAGGAACUACAAGUCGAAGGAAUUCAAUGAUUCUAAUCCUGUUUAUGGAAAAAUAGAUGCCUUUAACAGAUCUGUGCUGAAGAAAGCACAUGAUGUUGGCUCUAGCGGUCAAGGAUCUAGCAAAAUAGCUGUUAGGCCAAAAUCUAAGGACUUUACUAGUAGAACUAACAAUAGUUUCUACCCUUCGAUCAAUAAGGGCCCUAAAGACAGAGUCAAUGGACUGAAGAAUCUCAUGUUGUUUAGAAAUACUGCUACUAAUAAAUUUCAACUUUAG
Molecule: messenger RNA, 1898 nt
Organism: Moneuplotes crassus
Lineage: Eukaryota; Ciliophora; Spirotrichea; Euplotida; Euplotidae
Source: the annotation of a GenBank genome assembly